AUGUCAUCUCGAAACGUAAUCGUCUUCGGUCCAACAGGAGCAGUCGGCUCAAUAACUGCCCUGAGCGCCCACCAAGCAGGCGCAAGGGUAACACUAGCCAUGCGAGACCCCUCAAAGCCUAUACCAGCCCUCCAAAAUCUCCCCAUCCCACGAGUCCACGCAGACCUCACAAAACCCUCAACACUCGCAUACGCCAUCCAAUCCAGCGGUGCCAGGCACGCAUUCCUAUACAUCGUACCCGGAACAACAGACUCCCUAAAAACAGCCCUAAUCACACUCAAAUCCUCCGGAAUCCAAACAAUAGUUCUACUCAGCAGCUUCAGCAUCGAAAACGACAUCCACGCCAUAUCAAGAACAGACUUCGUACCAUACCGCCACGCACAAGCUGAAAUUUCAUUAAUGAAUGUAUUCGGCACAAACGGAAUAGCCGUACGGCCAGCUUACUUCGCUACUAACGCCUUGCAAAUGCGUAACGGUGUUCUUAGUGGUGAAGUACGGUUACCUAAUCCCGACGCGGUGUUGGAUUGGAUUGUACCGGCUGAUGUGGGGAGAGUUUGUGGAUGUAUUCUGGCGAGAGGAUCUAUUGGGCAUGAGAGGGUUGUUAGUCUUGUGGGCGCGCAGUUGAUGUCGCUGAGGCAGGUUGUGGAAGCUAUUUGUUUCGUUGUUGGGGUUGAUGUUAAGGUUAGGAGGAUUAGGGUUGAAGAGGCUGUUGAUGAUGUUAGGAGUAUGGCGGGGUUGACGGAGGCUUUUGCGAGGUGGUAUGUUGAUAAUAUGAUGGGGGUUAGGAGGGAUAUUUCGCUUGCGCCGGCUUAUAAGGAGGCUGUGGGGAAUAUUUGGAGGUAUACGGGGAGGAAGCCGAUUACGUUUCAGGAGUGGUUGGGGGAGAAUAGGAAGUUGUUUGAGAUUGUAUGA
Molecule: messenger RNA, 912 nt
Organism: Penicillium angulare
Lineage: Eukaryota; Fungi; Ascomycota; Eurotiomycetes; Eurotiales; Aspergillaceae
Product: SDR family oxidoreductase
Exons: 1
Coding region: 1-912 (303 amino acids)
Source: RefSeq, a predicted model, not a curated record